This is a messenger RNA of Nicotiana tabacum (common tobacco), 837 nucleotides long. Its product is annotated as 3-hydroxyisobutyryl-CoA hydrolase 1. Gene Ontology annotation, molecular function: 3-hydroxyisobutyryl-CoA hydrolase activity. The record is from RefSeq and is a predicted model, not a curated record. Gene Ontology annotation, biological process: L-valine catabolic process. NCBI's taxonomy places the organism in Eukaryota, Viridiplantae, Streptophyta, Magnoliopsida, Solanales, Solanaceae.
AAAUAAAGAAAGCUUAGCUGGCUCCCACUCACAUUUCAUCUCCCUCAAAUCCCUAAAUCACUUCCAUAAACCUAAGUCUGCAGAUUUCCCUCAAAGGCUAUGAACGAUAGCAUGUAUACUAAAAUCAGAGCUAUAUUUUUCUACUCUUUCACUCUUUCAUCUCUGUCACAGUAGGUUUGCAAUCCGUUUGUGCAGGUUUGGGGAGAAAAUCAAACUAGGAAUGAGCGACUAUCUUACCCAAAUCAAAUACAGUAAAUGGAGUCAGAUCCACUAUGGAUGCUACCAAAUAUGGCUUUCUUUCACCAGGUUACCAUCCUUAAUGGAAUCGUCAUGGGAGGCGGGGCUGGUGUUUCUGUACGUGGUAGAUUUCGAGUUGCAACAGAAAAGUCAGGUUUUUUCCAUGCCCGAAAUAGCUUUGGGAUUCUUUCCUGAUAUAGGUGCCUCUUACUGUUUAUCAAGACUUCCAGGAUUUUUUGGGGAAUAUGCUGGUCAUACUGGUUCUAGGUUGGAUUGUGCUGAAAUGCUUGCUUGUGGUCUAGCAACCCACUUUGUAUCAUCGGCGGGUAGAUGACCACACUUAAUGAAUUUUGGUUUUGGAGAUUGACGUUUGCAAGUAAAAAAGCUUAUUUGGAGGAAAUAUAAGUUGACUCUCAUUUUGCUGGGAAUUUGGACUUUGUAUAAUGUCUAGGGAUGUUAGCUAGGUUUUUUUUUUGCAGGAAUUGUGUAACAAUAUUGUGAUUGCUUAGUUACAUUAUACAUGUAAAUGGCGCCAUUAAUUGGAAUGUUAAUCAAUUUUUGUAAAACAAAAUUUAUCUCUGUAUUAUCUUGUUGUUAUCA